Molecule: messenger RNA, 1137 nt
Organism: Mauremys reevesii (Reeves's turtle)
Lineage: Eukaryota; Metazoa; Chordata; Testudines; Geoemydidae
Gene: PRRT2
Product: proline rich transmembrane protein 2
Exons: 3
Coding region: 1-615 (204 amino acids)
Cellular component (GO): membrane
Source: RefSeq, a predicted model, not a curated record
AUGAGGGGAGCCAGAGGAGGGCCCCAGCAAAAUGGACAGGCCGUGGGUGUGGGGGGUGCCCCCUACCCCCCCCCUGUCCCUGGCCCCCUCGGUGCCCUCAGGUCCCACCCCCCCACCCCAGCACCCGCUCGCUCCAAAUCAGCCUCCCUGGGCGACCUGGGGGGCAAGGCCAGCGCCAAUGGGGCCGCGGGGCGGGCAGCCUGGUGGGGUCCCAGGUGCAUCUGGCAGGGCAGGGUCGCCCGUCCCAGCCUGAGCCGCCAGCCCUCGGGGGCCGAGGGGGGCCCGGGGGCCGAGAAGCCGCGGGAUUAUAUCCUGCUGGCCACCCUGUCCUGCUUCUGCCCCAUCUGGCCCAUCAACAUCGUCGCCUUCGUGUACUCCGUCAUGUCCCGGAACAGCCUGCAGCAGGGGGACCUGGAUGGGGCGCGGCGGCUCGGCCGCGUAGCCAAACUGCUGAGCGUGGUGGCCCUCCUUGGGGGCAUCGUCAUCAUCAUCCUCUCGGUCGCCAUCAACUUCGGCCACAAGAAAAAGCGCGGGCCCAAGAUGCCGGUGGGACCCCUCUGCCGGGAGGGGACAUGUUUACAUCCCAGCCUCCCUUCCCCCCAAAUGGACGGAUGAAGCAGCACCAGCGAUGGAGACCCCAGACCCCCUUCUCCCUGCUGCCUGGGGACGCGGCCAGCCAGGAGCGGGGAUUUUGGGGCCUGCAGCAGAACAUAGAAGAAAGGAAUGAGGAAGGGGGUGAAAAGGAGCGAGGCCGCUGGGCACCGAUUCCUCGUUGAUCCUAUUUACAACCCCGCGUCGGCCAACGGGGGAGAUGGGUGGGCGGCGUCUGACCAGGGAACGACAGAGGAAGAAAGGAAGAGAGGCUCCCGGAGGUUCCUCCCCGAGCCCCGCCUCGGGCUGGUCACGUUUCGGUGGCAAGGAAGGACAGAGUGAGAAAGGCCCGAAGGAGGAGUGGGGCGGGAACCGGCCCAGACGCCAACCCCACCCUGGCACCAAGUGACUUCAGACUGUUAUAGCCCUAAACUCGUGGGGAAGGGGCUGGUUCUGGGGGGAGGGGAAUGGCCCCAGCCAAGCCCCCCUUCUAGGUCCUAGCUUUUGCACGCUAUCCACUGGGUAAUGGGGUGGGGGACAGUACAA